This is a messenger RNA of Solanum verrucosum, 580 nucleotides long. Its product is annotated as NAC domain-containing protein 104-like. The transcript has 3 exons. The record is from RefSeq and is a predicted model, not a curated record. The coding region runs from base 3 to 575 and encodes 190 amino acids. Gene Ontology annotation, molecular function: DNA binding. Lineage: Eukaryota; Viridiplantae; Streptophyta; Magnoliopsida; Solanales; Solanaceae. Gene Ontology annotation, biological process: regulation of DNA-templated transcription; system development.
UGAUGGAUGAUCAAAGGGUUGGUGAUCUUCCUCCAGGAUUUAGUUUUGAUCCAACUGAUGAAGAGCUUGUUUUGUAUUAUCUCAAAAGCAAAAUAGCUGCAAAUUUAUCCUUCAAUAUUCCUCAUCUCCAUUUUUCUUCUUCUGACCCUUCCCAACUCAAUGAAAGGGCUUUGUGGAGCAAAAAUCAAUGGUAUUUUUUCAGCCAAGUGAAGGAAAAUAAUAAUCGAGCUACAGGAAGAGGAUAUUGGAAGGAAUUAAAUAUGAAUGAGCCAAUUAUACUUAAAAAUUGUGGUGAAAAAGAAAAAAUAAUAGGAAUAAAGAAAUAUUUUGUGUACUAUAUUACUACUAAUAUUCAUGAACAAGUACAAACCAAUUGGAUUAUGGAAGAAUUUCACCUCAAGAGAGAAAAUGAGAAGCUAUUGGAAUGGGUUGUAUGUAGAGUACAUGAAUCAAAGAACAAUUCUGAAGGGAUAACUUGUGAUGAUAAUAAUGAAAUUGAGCUCUCAGCUUUGGAUGAAGUUUUUUUAUCAUUGGAUGAUGAUCAAGAACAAGAGGAAAUAAGUUUUCCAUACUAAUUAGA